Messenger RNA from Elaeis guineensis (African oil palm), 4999 nucleotides. Its product is annotated as phosphatidate phosphatase PAH2. Gene Ontology annotation, biological process: lipid metabolic process. The record is from RefSeq and is a predicted model, not a curated record. NCBI's taxonomy places the organism in Eukaryota, Viridiplantae, Streptophyta, Magnoliopsida, Arecales, Arecaceae. Gene Ontology annotation, molecular function: phosphatidate phosphatase activity.
GCUCCGGGUCUUCGCACCCGCCACCCAACCCUAUCAUCCACCCCUGACGUCGGUGCCCCGGAUCAAACGCGAACCCCGUUACCUUCACGCCGGUAAGCAUAAGCCUCCCUUGACCACACGCCAGCAGAUAGACGGCGACACGCGGAACUUUUUAAGAAAAUAUCUCACACAAAUAUCUACUACUGAUACCGUAGGCGAAGUAACGGAGCUGACACGGCGGAGAACGCGACCCCCUCCUCUUCUCUCUGUCAGCUUCGCACCAACGUCUCUCUCGACCGUAAGAUAUCGAUUUUCUCCGCUGGCGGGCGCUUUGGCCUCCGUUAAUUGAAUGCUCCCGCUUAUUCUCCGAAUUUUGAUUGGAAUAUCCUUCGAUUCGGUUGUUCUCCGCCUUUGCCGUAGGCCUUCACCUUCUCGUCUCCCCUCCCUCCUCCCUCGACGUCGCAAUUGGCCCAGUUGUCCGUUGGGAGAGAGCUCUCACGGAUUCCAAGCGGUCGGUCGAGGAGGGAUUCGGGGCUUGAGAUUUGGAUCGGCAAUUCGGCAUCGGUUCUUUCCUUUCUGUGGUUCUUGACGGGAUUUUCUUGGCGGUUCGACAUCGGGGAAGAUUUAUCUGAUCUGAGUGUUUGUAAAGAAUAAAUAUCGCAUUUUGGCGAAAUCUUGAUGGUGUUUCUAUCCCCGGUUUGGGUUUCUCCUUUCCUUUCAUUUUCUCGAUUCGGAGUUUUUGGGAGAAAAUUGAGCUUUUCCGAUCUGGUUGUCUCAUAAUUUCAAGGAAAGAAGCGAUCUUGGUAGGUUUUUGAGGCUUUGAUGCCGUUUUCUUUGGGGUGGGUUUGGUUAUUUCACUGGGCGCUCUAAUUUUUGUCGAGGGUUGCUUCUUGGGCGGUAUCUUGUGAUGCUGGAGGGCUUCUAGCGAUUGGGUCGCGGUUUUAUGAUCUGGGACUCCUGGAAGGUGCGAUUUUGGGGAAGAUGUAUGCAGUGGAGAAGCUGAGCAGCUACAUCACCCGGGGUGUGUACACCGUCUCGGGGCCUUUCCACCCUUUCGGAGGAGCUGUGGACAUAAUUGUAGUUCAGCAGCAGGAUGGGAGCUUCAAGACCUCGCCAUGGUACGUUCGAUUCGGGAAAUUUCAAGGUGUGUUGAAGGCGAAGGAGAAAGUUGUCAGCAUAUCUGUCAAUGGAGUGGAAGCUGGAUUCCACAUGUACUUGGAUCAUAAAGGUGAAGCCUAUUUCCUCAGGGAGUUUGAUGCCGGAGAAGGAGACUUAGUUGUGUCUCCCACAUCCUCUGGAGACGAGACCGAUGAGAAGAUGCUUAAUGGGCGGUUGAAGAGUAUCCAGAGCUGUGAUUUUGAUGCUGCUCGGAGAGAGCCAAUUAGCCAGAUGGAUGUGGGGAAUAGAAAGAUUGUCAAGCGAACAAGUUCAAGGCGCUCAACAAUUUUUGGCCUUAUGUUUGGACGGAAGUCUAUGAAGGAUAAUGACCAGGGGAGUAUUGUGGAGAGGGUAAAUUCGCUUGAGCGUGCGGAGAUUGCAGCUGACCUCUUGGAAGCGAAGUGGUCGACCAAUCUCCCAACCAAUAACCGGAGGACAAACAAUUCUCCUGGAACACGAUCUGAAGGUGAAAAUAAAGAUGCGAGUGCGAUUGACAAAGAACAAUCACGACAAAUACCUUCCAACAAAGCCUCUGGUCAUGAUGAUAUGAUUAAUUCUCAUAGUGAGAACCUUGACGAUAAUUUUUGGAGCAGUAAUGCGAGUGAAAGUCAUUUAGAAGAGAUGAUUAAGCAUGAUUCUCCAUGUACAAGAGUUGAUGAGGAGGUUAUAGAGUUUUACACAUCAAAUGGCAAUGUAGCUGAGGGGAGUGAGUUGAUCUUCGAUGAAGUUGCUCCAGAAUCAAAAGAUCCUGAUGCUAGUAGCCAAAGUCAUGGUACGUUCAAAGAUUCAACGGAUUCUCAUAGUGAGGUAUUGGGUGAUAGUUUUGGAAAUGAUAUGAAGCAUUUUGAAGAGAUAAAUUCCCAUGAGAAGGUUGUUGAGAUUUACAGUUUAGAGACCGGCAAGACAGAUGACAAGAGUAAGGUAAUAUCUGAAUUAUUAAGAAUAGAAUCGAAUCAAACUGAUGUUCAAAGUCCUGGUUCUGUUGCUCUUUCUCAUGAUACAGGACAGUCAUUGAAUGAAAUAUGUAAAGAUUCAACCAAUGAUUUUUCUGUUCUGGAAAAUGAUGAGGAGAAAACUACUUUCAGCUACUGUGAAACUAUAGAAAGCUCAACCCUAAGGUUCAAUGUUUCUAAUGGCCGAGCUCUUGAUGCUGUGGACCUCCUUUCAGGUGGGGGUCGACAGGGAGAGGAAACUUCUGAAGUUCAGUGUGACACAAGUGAACGGAUCCUGGCUGUAAAGUCACAACAAGAAUCAGGUGCGUGCACAAGUAAUGAAAAUUUGAGUGGAUGUCAUGACCAGCAUUUGGAGAUUUCCAGAGUUGAGGUAUCUUCUGUCUCUCAAAACAAUCAGUCUGACUGUCCAAAUAAUGCUGACUCUCCUCCCACUGUGGCUUCUGUACGAACUUUGAAUGGCUUUCAUUCUUUGCCUGAUGGAGUCUUGGAGGUGGAAGAAACAAGUAAUAACCAAAUUGUUUACUCUGGGAAUGAAACUCAGAUGGAGGAAGGAGAGACUACAGACUUCAUUCAGGUCCAGCGACUUGACUCUGCUGAUCAAGUCAAAGAGCUAGAAAAUGUUGGGAAGGGAGUUAGUGUGAAUGAAUCCUGUAACUCAAAUGGUGUUAAUAAUGCUCAGGAAUACAGUGUUGUAUCUAGGUCUGUAAAGGAAACAAUAGCAACUGUCCUGUCCCCUGAGGGCUCAGAGGAUGAUCAGUUCCCAUUCAGCGAUACUGACAGUUUUGCUGCUAAAGAAAUUGGCCCUGAGUUAUCACUUGAUGACACAGCAGUUGAAACAGAAGAUCACCAAAUGGUCACUGCAGAAGCUGAUGUCAAGGAGCCUGAAUUGAAGGACAUAGAAAAUGAGCAAUCGUUUGAACGCUUUUGUGAUAUGUCAAGGCCUCAUACAAGUCCAAUAACUAUUCCUGGAAGCCGGACAAAUGAGUCAGGAAAUGAACUGCUAGCAAGAUCUUUACCCAAUAUCCGUUCUGACAUUCAUGAUCUUGAAGGGUUCAAUCUACUUCAUCCACUAAGUUGCUCACUCAAUUCAAAAUCUACAAGCAAUGUGCUGGAUUUACUUGAGAAGAAAUGUCCUAACUCUUUGAAGGCAGAUUCUCAACACAGUAGGGAGCAAGGUCGGGUUACACCUGAAUUUGUUGCUACAGACAUUGAUGUUGAAAAUAAGGGAGAGCGGGAGGGCACUUUAAUCAGCCCUGUUGUUGAGUUAUCCCUCUGCAAACACUUGUUGUUUGAAGGGAUGGGGGCUGAUGCAGCUUGUCAAGUAUUUAAUUCUGAAAAAGUGAAUUUAGAGAAAUUUUGUGCAUUGGGCCCAUCACUUGUGAAGAAUGAUAAACUAGUCAUCAAAAUUGGCAAUCAUUAUUAUCCAUGGGAUGCAGCUGCACCAAUCAUUUUGGGAAUGGUUUCUUUUGGUCAGGAGCAAAUAUUUAAAACUCAAGGUAUGAUACCUGUCGACCGAGAUGAGAAAAAUAUCAAAGGGGAUAACUCAAGAGCCAUAGUACCAACUGGGGUUAGCUGGAGGCUUUGGCCAUUCAAUUUUAAAAGAUCAAGAACCAUAAGCACCAUACAUGUAGCCCGUGAAGGUUUCAAUGAAACAGAUAGAGAUUCUGCUUCUGAGAAGACAGAAAGCCUGACUGCAGAAAAUGACAUGCUGAAAGCCAGGAGUACGAAAAAGAAGGUGCGAUCACUUACUCCAACAUCGGAACAGCUUUCCUCCUUGAAUCUUAAGGAGGGUCGGAAUGUCAUAACAUUUAGUUUCUCCACUGCAAUGCUUGGGCAACAGCAGGUGGAUGCUAGCAUAUAUCUAUGGAAAUGGAAUACUCGCAUAGUUAUCUCAGAUGUCGAUGGAACAAUUACCAAAUCCGAUGUUCUUGGACAGUUCAUGCCUCUGGUAGGUGUAGAUUGGUCCCAGACUGGUGUUGCACAUCUAUUUUCUGCAAUUAAGGAGAAUGGAUAUCAAUUGCUCUUUCUAAGUGCACGUGCAAUUUCACAGGCCCAUCUAACAAGACAGUUCCUUUUCAACCUUAAACAGGAUGGGAAAGUGCUCCCUGAUGGUCCGGUUGUUAUAUCUCCAGAUGGACUCUUCCCUUCACUUUACAGAGAAGUUAUCAGAAGAGCUCCUCAUGAAUUCAAGAUCUCAUGCCUAGAGGAAAUUAGAGCAUUAUUUCCUCCUGAUUGCAACCCAUUCUAUGCUGGCUUUGGAAACAGAGACACUGAUGAAAUUAGCUACCUUAAAGUUGGAAUUCCUAUAGGAAAGAUCUUCAUAAUCAAUCCCAAGGGUGAAGUCGCAGUGAACCGUCGAGUUGAUACAAAGUCAUAUACCUCCCUUCAUGCAUUGGCCAAUGGGAUGUUUCCUCCCAUGUCCUCAGCCGAGCAGGAGGACUAUAAUUCCUGGAAUUACUGGAAGUUGCCUCUUCCUGAAGUUGAUGUUUGAACCUAACUAUUUCCUCGCAUGAGGAUUUGAACUAACCACGUGGAGUUCAAAACUGGAGAAUGCUUGCAAGCAUCACUCAAGAACCUUCAGACUUCUGCAGGCCAAUCACUGGUUGGGUAUGGCAAAAGCACGAUUGAUCAUCUGCUGGACAUGGAACAUACACAUUAAGGAGUUGCAGAGGCAGAUCCAUUGUGCGAUGAAUUUGUAUGCUUGCACUGUGAGGUUACACAAGCAAUGUAAUUAUUCCUUUUCAUUCAUUAUCUAACAUGUGGAAAGAAACAGAAUAGCUGCAAACAUAUGUAACAUCAAUUCCAUUCUUAUUAGCCAUCACUUCGGUGUAACUUUGUACUACGUCAAACAUCAACAUGCUUCAGAAUUAGUAAAGGAGUAUACACGAUGAUGUCAUCUUUAAGUUUUA